CAAAUAGUAAUCGCGUAAUCGUCGUCUCAGCAGCCAUUCGCCGAUUCCCCCGUGAUCGUGGGUGAUAUGUGCGCGUCGCGAUACGCACUUCCCGUGUUCGUUGUCGCGCGCGUUACCGCGACGCGGUAGCGACCCGUAUAUCUAUAUCGCGUAUGUGUGUGUACACCGUGACCCACUUGUUGCGUCUAGGUUAUGGACGUAUAAACAAAAAUAUGCUGCGCACAAUAGACGCGUCCGUCGAUCUCGCGAACCGCAAUCGUUGGUCGUGAGCUAAGUGCUAACCGGCGUGAGGGUAUGGAUACGGGCCCGGGGCUGAGCCUGUUUCAGGGCUCGAACAGCAUACAACUGAAUACGCAGAGGCUCGAGGAAGAUGAAGAACAAGAGGAUAAGAAGCGACGCGAAGAGGAGAUCAAGAAUCUUAUGACAACUGCAUUUAAUGAUCUGGAAAAUGAUGAUGAUGCCAGUUCUAUUGAGAGUAGUCAUGAUGACAGUACUAGGGAGACAGAUUAUACAAAUACAGUAGUUGACUCUGCUAUGGAAUUGAUUACACCUCAAGGUCAUAUAGAACAACAGAAAGAAUUUGACACAUACGAUGCAGUAAUUCCAAACAAUAUGAUAACCAAUCAUAGAUUGGACACUCAAAAUGAUAUGGAAUUUUAUAGACAAACGGAAACACCGUAUAAUAAAAAUAAUAGUACGAAUGAGAGCACAGUGCUUGAAACACCAUUUGAAUUAGCAAAACCACCUGGUGGAUACAUUCGCAAAGUGCAUCCGCAGUUGGUAGAAGAACGUAUGUUAAAUGAAAAUGAUACUUACAAUUAUAAACAGACACCAUCAAACCAUUAUAAUACUCAUAUACCUGCUAAAUACUCAAAUAAUGGUUUUACCGACACGUACGAGAAUAAUGUACAAAAUAGCACCCAUGAGUUUGGUGGCAUUUCAGAUCAUAUGAAUCAUUGCUACAAGACUAGUCCAAAUGGCACGCCGCUAAAUGACGAUGUAGCAUAUAAAACAGCAGAGUAUAACAGCAAAGAGCAAUUGGAAGUAUUAUACAUGGUCAGAAUGAAAGAAAUUAACCGCUUAACAGAACAAAUGCAACAAUUGCAGUCUGAAAAAGAUCAAAUGACCAGGAAAUUGAUGAUGCUGGAAGCAGAUGUUGACAGGGCAAAUAUAUCAAGGGAUCAAGCACAGCUUGCACUCGUUGACGCUAAGGCUGAAAUAAAUGAUCUGCAAAACCAAAUAAAAUCUUUAGAAGACAAAAAUGCAGUUUUGGAAAAAACAAAUCAAAACAUAACGCAAGACUUAAAUGUUGCAAGAGGUUCUGUCAACGAUCUGCAACAAAAAAUUGUUGUAUUAGAAAGAAUACAAGCAUUACAGACAACUGACAAGACGCAUGAGAAGUUUCUGAAACAAGUUCAGGAAAAACAUGCAGUUGAAAUGCAGAAUAUGCAGACUCAGAUAGAUCAACUUACAGAAAAAUUAAACGCGAAGCUGCUCAAUAUGGACAUCAGCAACAAUAGCAAUAAUUGGGAAAUGUCAUAUAUUGGUCUUGAGCGUAAACUGACUGAUGAACGAAGAGCCAACGAGAUUCUCAUAGUACAGAAAGGUGAUACUAUGAAUCGUUUGGCCCAAGUUUUGGAAGAAAGUCAGGCUCAAUGUCGCAAUCUCAUGGCCCAAAACGACCCUCAGCAAGUGAUACAGUUGCAAGCACAAGUAAAAAAAUUAACUCAACAAAAAGACGAGUUGCACAGACAUGUACAAGAGCUGCAGAAUAAACUGGAGCUGGCUAAAAGUGACGUAACGCAAUACGAUUCGUUACUAGCUACGACUUUGGAGAACGAAUCUGACUCAAUGAGACAGAUGAAGUUCGAAGAACAUAAAUCCAAAUGGAAAUGUGACGACAGUACAAAUAAAUUGAGAAGUGAACUGUACAAAUGUAUGGCUAACCAUGCUGAUAAGAGAAAAGAAAUAAAUCGUCUGGAAAAUACUUUGUCGCAGAAAGAAAUAGAGUUGAACGCAGCUCAACAAGAAGCGAAGCGAUACGCCAACCGAGUUAACGAACUGGAAGAGGAAUUAAAAUCUGUAUUAACGGAUCAAGCUAGAAAAGCGGAAGCUAAAAUAAAAAAAUUAUCGGAUCAUUUGACUGAUGUAAAAAGACAAUGCGAAUCGUUGCGCAAUGAGAAAAUUAAUGUGGAAAAAAAAUUGGAGGAAGCUUUAUCUGUUAACGAGGAAAAACUUAAAAAAGUACAUCAAGAGACUAUGGAACAGCAAGAAAAAGAAGUUAUUAGCGAGUACAAUAAAGAGUACUUAGAAAUUCACGCUCAAGCUAUAGAAAGAGUGAAACAAGAGUCACAAAAAGAAAUACUACAAUUAUCAGUACAAUUGGAACAAACUCAAAAAGAGUUACAGCGCGUGAAAGAAAUGUAUAUAGAUGUUUGUGGAACAAAGGAACACUUAAUAACCGAGCACAAACACGAAAUCAAAAUGAUGAAGGAAAAAUAUGCUUCGAUAGAAUUGCAUCAGAAGGAUAUUGAAAAAUUACAGAUUGACUUGGAAACGCAAAUUCAAUUACGUAAUAAGCUGGUGAAAGAAUGCGAGGACUAUAAAAAUAAAAUAAUCGAGUUGGAAAAAAAUCUGACAUAUGAGAAACGGAAAAAAGAAGAUUAUACAAAAAAGAUAUAUUUUGAAAUAGAAAGGGCUAAAGAAGAAGCUUUGCGCGAAUUAAGAAAUGCGUAUCCCAAUCAAGAGAUAAGUGUUCUUUUGCCGGACCAUUGUUCCGAGCACUUGGAAAAGAUUCAUCAGUUAGAAGAAGAUUGUAAACGUUUGGAAGAAAAGCUUCAAAUCGCCGUAGAAGAACAGAAGAAGUUAUCGGAAUAUCAAACGGAAUUGAAUGACGCUAAAAUAACAAUAGCGCAAAUGGAGAUUUCUCAGGAAACAUAUAAACAAAAAUAUGAAAAAGUCGUUGGUGAGAAAAAGAUUCUUCUUAGCAAAGUUUCCAAAUUAAACUCAGAAGUAUCUAAUAUGAAACGUACCGCAAAAUUAGAAGGAUCAGAUGAUGUAAAAUUAAAAGUCGUUCAGCUACAAACAGAAAACGAAACAUUGAAAAGUCAAUGCAACGAUCUUCUCGAUGAGAAAGACAAGUGUGAGAAGAAAAUUUUUGAAUUGGAAACGGAAUUGUUUAACGUGAAGAAAAAAAGCAACAGCCUUGAAGAAAAGUUACGGAGAAGUGAUGAGGUAGUGUUAAAUUUGAAGAGCGAAUUUGAGAAAGAACUCUCUCAUUAUAAGGAUUUUAUUGUGCAAUUAUCCAAACAGAGUAACUCGAAGGAAGGAAACGAAUCGGUUGUGUCGGAGAAGAGAAUAUUACAACUUCUCGAGCAGGAGUUACGAGACAAAGACGAGAAACUGAGCAGGUUGGUGACAGACUUUGAAAAAAUCAAAGAUGAGAGAGACACGCUGCUUGUAAAAUUGCAAAAUCAAGCCAAGCAAUUCGAACAAUAUGUCAAUAGCCAGCACAAAUUGUCGGCGGAACUGAAUCUGUCUCCUCGUAAUACAGGCGAUUUCGCCGGUACAGAUUUCCAGAAGAUGAAAGAAAGUAUUGCAAAAGAAAUGCGAGAAGAAAUGGAGAAAAAAGUAACGAAGGAGCUUAGAAGAAUUGAAGAGCAGAAGAAAAAAGAACUGGAGCAAAAAUAUCAGGCAAGAUAUAAUGAGAAAUAUAAUGAGAUAAAAGAUUUGGAAAAGGCCAUAAUAACAGAGAAGAUGAAAGUUAACGAGAUCAGCCAAAUCAGUCAACUACUAAGUAAACAACUGGAAAUUCGCGAUCAAGAGCUGCAAGCACAGAAAUCAAAGAUCGAAGAACUGGAAAAAAAUUUGAGGGAAAAAGAAAACGAAGCUGACGUGGAUAAAAACUCGAUGACCCAAAUGAUGACUAAAUGGAUAACUGAGCUUAAAGAGAUCAAAACUAAGGAGGAAGAAAAAGACAAGGAAAUAAUAAAACUAAAAGAGGAAAAAGACAGGGAAAUAGAGAAACUGAAGUCUGCUAGACAGAAAUUGAGCAACGAAAUCGUGGCACUGAAAAAUAUCGAGAAACAUCUGAAGAGUAAUUUAAAUUUUUUGAAACACAAGUAUAAAGAAGCGAAGCUCACCGCAUCCAAUUACAAGAAUCUCUCAACAAAGAAAGGAGAAUUUUUUUCGGAUGAAAUUAAACGUGUGAGGGAAGAAUACAAAAAGAUCAUGGAGCAAGCUCAACAAAAUUGUCGGAAUUACGACGAAGAAUACGCUGCACAAAGCAAAAAAUCCGAAGAUCGUUUCGCCGAAAAAGCAAAACAAUGUGAACAUUAUAGCCUGAAGUACAAAGAGAAAUCUUGAAGUACGCGCAUACUUCCAAGUAUUUUCUAAAUAUGUAAUAUAACUUCUCAGAUAAGAUAAGAUAAAAAUAAGUUAAGAUACAAUAGUUACAGAGAGGCUAGAUAUCUUUUCUUGUUCUUAACUGUAAUUCUGAAUUCAUGUUUUUUUUGUCCUCUCAAAAAUUAUUAAAAUCAAAUUAUGUAAUUUUUUUUUUUUUAACAACGGGACAUUAUUAUAGACACUUGAAAGAACAUGCCAGUUUUGCAAAAUUUUUUUAAUAUGUUAAAAUUAAAAAAAAAAAAGCAUGUAAGAUUCAAGGUUUUUUUAGGGUGUCAAAAAUAUGGUUCAGAAUUAGGGUUAAGUUCAAGCGUUAUUGUACAACAUUUUCUCUUUUAGUCUUACGUCAUAAUAUAUUAAUAUAAAGAUAAGUGAAAAUCUAGUACAAUUAUUA
This is a messenger RNA of Pseudomyrmex gracilis, 4795 nucleotides long. Its product is annotated as putative leucine-rich repeat-containing protein DDB_G0290503. The transcript is spliced from 12 exons. The coding region runs from base 295 to 4365 and encodes 1356 amino acids. Gene Ontology annotation, biological process: centriole replication. The record is from RefSeq and is a predicted model, not a curated record. NCBI's taxonomy places the organism in Eukaryota, Metazoa, Arthropoda, Insecta, Hymenoptera, Formicidae. Gene Ontology annotation, cellular component: centrosome.